Molecule: messenger RNA, 3839 nt
Organism: Rhincodon typus (whale shark)
Lineage: Eukaryota; Metazoa; Chordata; Chondrichthyes; Orectolobiformes; Rhincodontidae
Gene: rasgef1ba
Product: RasGEF domain family, member 1Ba
Exons: 14
Coding region: 258-1676 (472 amino acids)
Biological process (GO): positive regulation of GTPase activity; Ras protein signal transduction
Cellular component (GO): plasma membrane
Molecular function (GO): guanyl-nucleotide exchange factor activity
Source: RefSeq, a predicted model, not a curated record
AAAACAACAGCAGUCGCAGUCUGCUGUGUUGAAUGAAGGUUGUUUAUGGCUGUGAGUGAAGCUGAAAGUAAAAGCUCUGUUUUGAACUGGUGCUCCGAAUGAAGAGGAGGCAGAAGAAAAGCAAUGACUAUGCUAGAAUUGGCUGUGCCUGCAUGAAAUGAAACAUUUACUCUCUGCCCAUUUUUACUUGGAGGCUUGAGAUGUGGGUUCUGUGACAUUCUGCGUUGCUUUCAGCUGUACAUUUUCGAAAGGAAAUCAUGCCACAAACACCGACCUUUGCAGCAAUGUUUAACAGCAGUGGUUACAGCCGACACCUAUACUCAUCCAGCGAGGAGAAUUAUGGAGGUCUGUUUUACCAUGACAACAACCUCGUGUCAGGGUCUUUGGAGGCACUGAUCCAACACCUUGUGCCUACAGUGGACUAUUAUCCUGAUAGAACAUACGUAUUUACCUUUUUGCUGAGCUCACGUCUUUUUAUUCAGCCACAUGAGCUCCUCGCGAAAGUUUGCCUCAUGUGCAUUGAGCAACAACGACUGAAUGAGGCCAUUUUAGAUAAGGCUAAAAUAAGAAAAUUUGCACCAAAAAUAAUGCAGCUAUUGGCUGAAUGGACUGAGAUAUUUCCCUAUGAUUUUCGAGAUGAGAGGAUGAUGAGAAACCUGAAGGACAUGACACUCAAGAUAGCUACUUUGGAUGAGUUACAUCGGAAAACCAUGCAGCAGAUUACUCAGAAUCUGAUCCAGAAGCUUGCUACCCUUAACCAGUAUGAAGAAGUCCUCUCAAAAUUAAAUGCAACUGUCACAGACCGACUUACUGUGCUAAAGACCAAACCACAGUCCAUUCAAAGAGAUAUAGUGACCAUCUGCAGUGACCCGUAUACUUUAGCUCAGCAGCUAACACAUAUAGAACUGGAACGACUCAGUCAUAUUGGACCUGAGGAAUUUGUUCAAGCCUUUGCACACAAAGACACUUUAGACAACAACAAGAACUGUUUUAAUGAUCUGAAAAAAGCAAGCAACCUGGAAGCAUAUGUAGAGUGGUUCAACAGACUGAGCUAUCUCGUCGCGACAGAGAUCUGCAUGCCAGUGAAGAAGAAGCACAGGGCACGAGUAAUAGAAUAUUUCAUUGAUGUGGCUCGGGAAUGCUUCAAUAUUGGCAACUUCAAUUCCUUGAUGGCAAUUAUUUCUGGCAUGAACAUGAGCCCUGUUUCUAGACUAAAGAAAACCUGGGCAAAAAUCAAAACGGCUAAGUUUGAUAUCCUUGAGCAUCAAAUGGAUCCUUCUAGUAAUUUCUACAACUAUAGAACAGCUUUGCGAGGAGCAGCUCAAAGAUCAAUGACAGCCCAUAGCACCAGGGAAAAGAUUGUAAUUCCUUUCUGCAGUCUCUUAAUCAAGGAUAUUUACUUUUUAAACGAGGGUUGUGCCAACCGUUUACUGAAUGGCCAUGUCAAUUUUGAGAAAUUCUGGGAGCUUGCAAAGCAAGUCAGUGAGUUCAUGACCUGGAAACAAGUGGAAUGCCCGUUCGAACGUGAUCGCAAAAUUCUUCAAUAUCUUCUCACAGCUCCUGUCUUCUCUGAAGAUACACUUUACUUGGCUUCGUAUGAUAGUGAAAGCCCUGAGAACCACGUUGAGAAGGAGAGAUGGAAGUCUCUAAGAUCAACACUUCUAACAAGGGUUUAGCUUCAAUGUAAACUUCUCUAUAAAUGGUCCCCAAACCGAAGAUGUUUUGCAGUACUUGCCAUCUGAGGACAAGGCAGUUGGCCUACAGUAGUCUAGAACUCCUAUGUCAGAACAAAGGAGGCUGAAUCUCAGUGAGAGCCAAAACAGACAUUGGAUGCCUGUAUUUCAUCAGCCGCUGAUCAAUUCAAACAUGUCACUUAUUUUUUUGUUCAGCUUGAUGGAUGUAAAUUCAUUAUGAAUUGAACUUUGAGAGUGUCAUCAUGAUUGCACAUCUCUUCAGUAUUUGCUCUCAAGUUGUGGACUAAACGUCAGGGAUACAGCUGGUUAUUCUCUGCUGUUUCAGACAGAAACUCAAAAAUUGGUGCUGGUCUCCGGAUAACUGGAAUUAAAACUGAACAAUGAGAUGACUGCUGGUUUGUCAACUCAGUAUUGUUGGGAAAAAGACUGUUAAUUUAAUGAUGUUUAUGACAAUGGUCACCGAAAUAUAGUCCUGGAAUGCAAUAGAUUUGUGUAAUAUGAGAAAUAUGGUUACAUCCAUGACCAAAUUGAUCCCAUAGAAUACUUUGUAAACAUUCCGCAUGGCUGUGUGAUUCACACUUGGAUAGGUUUUAACAAAUGUUGAGAUGUAGAUUAACACAAAAGAAUGGAAAUGCCCAAAUGCAUUAUUUUGGCAUAUGUAAGAGUUAAAGAGCAUUGUAGUUGCUGUUAGAAGAUAUUUGUAAUUUUCACAACUUAUAUUAAAAUAGUGGUGUGAAAGCAAUAGUGUACCCGAUCAGCAGAAGCCACAGAGGGAUUGGUUCUGUAGGAAGACUUGUAGAUUCAUUAAUGAAGUUGUAGGUGGUUAAUUAUCCUAGGAAAUGCACUGUUUAGUUAGUCACAUCAGCAUUAGGAUUGUGCAAUACCUUGUCUUUUAGACAUCUUUGACUUGCUUUCAGUAGGUGUAAGCACUUAAAAAUAUUCAUUCCAUAUGUCAUGAUAGACAUCAUGGGAUGAUAAAAAAUAAUGAAUGUGAUUCAGAAAAAUAUAAAUGCCAGUGAUUCACUAAUGGAGCUGACAAGAUAAUGUACAUGUCUUUGUAAACUACUUGAACAAAGGUGAAAUUUUGCAGGCAUUUUGUCCUGCUGUUGUCUUUUUGUGUUUUUGUUUAAAUCACAAUUUGUGGUUAAUUUAUCUGAGUAUGUAAUUUAUACUUUUAUGUGUGUAUCAUAAUGUAUUUCAAGUGUCAAGAUUGCUUAAAAGUAGACUUUAUUUUUAAUUUUAUGCAGCUGAAAUGGGGCUUUUAUAUAUAAUGAAGGUUUCUUCUUUCACCAAGUGUGCAAGUGAAGUUGUUUUAUACUGAACCUUUGGCAUAGCUCAAUCUACAGAUUAUUGAAGCAAUAGAGAAAAAAUAUUCUAGUCAUGCAUAGCAGCUUUGAUAAUUUUAUGCAGCAGCACAUAGUACUUCUGCUACCAAAUGAUUAUUAAUGAGUCUGUAUAUCCAUGGGAAGCAGACACCAGUAUUCCUAUAUGGCAGGAUUUCUAGGCACCUCACUCCAUUAUGACUCAUGUUACCCACUGGAUGUUAAACUAGUCGCCACCUCUGCAGGAUUGUUUAGACUGGUGUUCAAACCCUGUCAUUUCUGAUACGGAGUUAGGAGUGCCAUGAUUAAGACAAAGAAUUGGCUGGUCCAUUAAUGUUGUUGGCAGAUUACGUGGAACAGAGCAGGAUGUUUCUGCCAAAGUUACAUAAAGUACCAUCAUUAAUAUCUACACAAAAUUGGAAAACUGCAAUCCGUAUUAAUGUUGAAUUUACCUAACAAGUAUACUAGAGCAGGGAACAGGCUCAAAAUUCAACUUGAUGUAACUUAAGAUGGAUGAUGCUGGGUUUAUAUGUGAGUCCUCAAAUUAUACCAUUGACUAGUACAUUGGACUAACUUCAUCUGAACCAGUGCUCUGGUGAAGUUCCCUGUUUUAUAAGCAUGAAUUCGUAGAGUGACUUGAUAAUAAUUCACAGAACAGAUUCAGUACCUAUCAACAAUAACUGUUUUAGUCAUGGCAGCUCACAGGUUCCAGUCAAACCUAUACUAAAGAAAUGGGACUUCGUAGAGUCAUACAACACUGAACAGACCCUUCAGUCCAACCAGUCCAUAAUCCCAAACUAAGCUAGUCCCAACUUCCUGCUCC